UUUUUAAUUUUAUUUCAGUAAUUGAACAAUGUCGCAUGAAAUACGAUGGAACAAGACGAAGCCCUUGGAAUGAAAUUGAAUGUGGUGAUCACUACACUCGAGCAAUGGCGGCAUUUCUGUAUUUUGAAAUUGCUUCAGGAAUGGUAAGAGAUUGAGUACGCAUGUGCCAGUGAUAUUAUAGGCAGCUCAAAAAUGCGUGUUGAACAUUUUUACCCUCGCGCAUGGCGCUCGGGCGUGCAUCGAGUCUACCUUGUUUAUUAUUAUGACAUGGUUGGCAAGACUUUUAACGGAAGUUUAUUAUGUUUACUAGAGUAUGAAUAUUUCGAAAAUUACAAGCAAAAACAAUAUAAAAUAUACAUCAUUUCAAACACUGGUAAUUUUACUACAUUCUCCCAAAGUUUUCAACUUCAAAAGUUCAUUAUAAGGAUUUUAAAAAAGCGAAUUAUUUUCGGGGGUUCUGCAAAAUUUUGUCAAAACGAUGUUGAGGUCACCUAGUCAACGAUAACGUCUUCAGCAUUACAUGCACUGAUGUCGUUUUCUUAUUGUACAUUACCUUCUGUUUAGACAUGGGACAUUCUUGCUAUUGGUAACCCUGCGAUAAAACUCAACUUUGCUCCGAUAGACAAUAGGGAAAAUUUCAAAAGUUUCUUUAUUGUUGGAUCUGGUUGGGGAACAUACACUCAGACAAUCAGCGGAGGUAGUGCAAAUGUUCAGGUAAUACUUUUUAAUAUUGGUUGAUGGUCCCUUAAUGGUAGCGGUAGUAGAAGUCAAAUCUGAACCUCUGUAGUAUUUGUGGAUUGGCAACAGUAAAACAGGAAGCCACGUGAUAUGCAACAUUUGCAGCCUCGUGAACUGGCCGGAUUGUGAUUUUUUUAAGCUUCUAAAUUCACCGCUGAUUGGCAUAUUAUAACCCAGGUUAAACUUUUUAGUAUUUAUAAAUUCAAGUUUCUUUUUAUAUAUUUUGAAAUCCAUAUCCCUAGUUUUAUAGCUUUUGAAAUAUUUUUGCAUCGGUUGAAAAAAUCUGGCUUUCGUGCCACCCGUUGUAUGCAUGCAGUCAAAAAUUUCUUACCCACCAUACUAUAUAUGCAAAGUUAUUUGAAAAGCGUAAUAUAUAUGAAAACCUUAUUUGAAAACCGUUAUUGAGAGUAAAAUUUGUUACUUGCAGCUGUGUGUCAUUUAUGGAGAUGUUGAGAUUGCAGCACUAGGACUGGCGAUGGACUUCCCAACGCAUGCCAAAGCAGUACUUGAAGGCGAAAUUAGGACAACUCUUACUAAGGUUCAGUGAAAUCAUAGCCUGCGUAGCAGGCGCUUUAUUUUGUCAUAAACAUUUUUAUAUUAUCAUAAAUAUGGGCCCACCCGAAUGUACCCCCCCCGUCUAUAAGCCUAACCAUAUUUAUUAACGCUCAGGCCAUUCCGAAUAUUUAAGCCCUUCCGUGUAUAAGGCUAUAAGCUCAUGGGCUUAUUAUUGGACAACGGCUCAAACUAGUGACGAUAAUUACAUUACAGUAUUAUAAUAUGUUAACCAACUUGUUUUAUUAUGUUGUAUAUGUGAGUGGUUCAAGUAAAAACGAACGUUAUGUACAGUAUACGGAACAUGACGUUUUUACUAUUUCAUAAUUAUACUGUAUGUUUAUAUUUCUUUUUGGUCAUCAUGUACAAUAUUACUAACACCAAAUGUCGUCCGUAUGCUUACGAACGAAUGUAAACCCAGGGCUUAUAUUCGGAGGUUUACGGUAUUCUUGCCAGGCUUUUGCCGCACCAGAUGAUUGAUGGACGAAGUUGAUCCGCCAAAUAAAUUGCACCAUUCAUUCUAAGCAUGUUUUCGCACGCCAUUUUGCAUUACUUCGCAUAUAGAAAUCUCUUUGUAUACUGCAUGUUUUAUUAAUAUAUUUUAUUUUUGAGAGGCUUUCUAUUGACAGUAUAUAUUGUAUUUUUUAUAGGAAAAGAAUAAAAUAGUCCUGCGUUUCCCAGACGCCCCUGUGCAAUCUUUCCCCUCGGGUUCAGAACAUGUUCAGACAGUGAAGUCUGGAGAAACACUGCAAAUAACGUUAUCUAAAUAGUAAGGUAUGAUAUGGUGAAACACUAAACAGCAAGAGUAGAUUUAGACUUUCCCAAAGUCCUUUCCACAAGUCUAGAGUAGAUGCAAUAAUAAUUGUAUAUCGUACUGUAGCUCUAAAAUUGACACCGUAUUCUUGUAUAAGUGCACGAUAUAUCUUUGUUCAAUUAGCUGUCAUUUGAUCAUGUUGAGUCGAUUGCACAAGAUGUGAGAGGCUCAAGUGCUCGACAAGCAUGUCCUAUAAGGGUUGGUUUUUGAUUAGGAAGAGCUGGAAGACCCGGCGAUCGAAGCACAGGACACAGCCUACCAAACACAAGCUUACCAAUUGAGAAGUUACGUAUCCUACAUCAGAGUGAUCAGACCUACAAUAGCAGGCUUAAAUCAGAGGUAUCCCCAUGGUCCCCUUCAUUCUAUGUGGCUGUGUUUUACCGCAGGUUACACAAAUGCCGAAUCAAAGGCGUAUUCCAGACACAAAGAUCUGCAUUAUACCAGAUUCCACCAACUUUAGAUAACUCGCAUGCCUAGUUAUCUAGUUUGCAGAAGCUUAUACACCCUUUUCAUAAAUGGCUGCCGAUUAAAAAUUCUUUUAUGUGCAUAUAAAUUGGCCCAACUGGCCUCGUUUCUGGGUAGAAAUUCCUUUGAAAUCUUAACAUGAGUACGAGGCUAGUUGGGCCAAUUUAUAUGCACAUAAAAUAAUUUUUAAUCGGCAGCCAUUUAUGAAAAGGGUGUAUAGAAAGGCAACUAAGCUUUAGAAUUAUCUACAUGGAUGAAUAUCUCUUACACCUAAUUCCAAUGCUUAUAUACAGGGUGUCUCAAAAAAUACCAAAAUCAUUGAAAUUGACGUAUUGUUCGAUAUUCAAUGCCCUAGCACUAAGUUAAUCCCACGAGUGCAUAAAAGAUUGACAUAACUGCUAUAAUGAAUGGUAAUACUCAGCGUAAACUUGUUAUGUCAGGCAUAAAGUACUAAACCCACGAAUGCAUAUUACGCAUAUUACAAUUUACGAAGCAUUUUUAAAUUCCCAUGAGCAAACAAACGUUCACUUUACAAAGAUAUUUUAAUUUUUAAAAACAAAUUAAUCACCCUGUCAAAAUCCUUUGUGUUACGGCAUUGAAAUUCGAACAAUACGUUAUUUCAAUGAUUUUGGGUUUUUUUGAGACACCCUGUAGUGUCGAGCUUUGCUCUACUCUGUGCUUCUGUAAACGACAACAAUAGUAACUCUAGGCCUGUGAGUUAUCUAAAGUUGUGAACUGGGUAGUAACGAUGUAAAUAACGUUUGUCCAAAUUUGUUUAUAAAAAAAACGUUGCGUUUUUUUUAUACACCCUGUAUUAGCAAUUCGAUUUCAAUUCCCAGGGGCCUAAAAUCUUUUAUGCUUAAUUAAGAAUUGCAAAGUGGAUUUCUUAGGAAAUUCCAAGGUUGCGUUUUUUUUAUACGCCCUGUAGAUCAUAUAUUACUGUUGUUGUACUGUACUUGUAAAAUAAAAACUUAUUAAGUGUCAUUAAAUAAAUGCAUAAAUUGUGCUUUAUGCACUCGCGUGUGCAGUAGUUUUGACAGUUGUGCUAUUUUAAAUUCCCAGGCCCCUAAAAUCUUUUGUCCUUAAAACAAUGUCGAUUUCUUGGGAAAUUCCGAGGUUGCGUUUUUUUUAUACACCCUGUACAUGAUCAUAAAAAUGAGUAUGCAUGGUGUGGUUGCCUACUUCACAGAGCCUCGUGAUGCAUGUGCUCGACAACCAGCCUCGUGAUGCAUGUGCUCGACAACCAGCCUCGUGAUGCAUGUGCUCGACAACCAGCCUCGUGAUGCAUGUGCUCGACAACCAGCCUCGUGAUGCAUGUGCUCGACAACCAGCCUCGUGAUGCAUGUGCUCGACAACCAUGCAGGCUCGUGAUGCAUGUGCUCGACAACCAGCCUCGUGAUGCAUGUGCUCGACAACCAGCCUCGUGAUGCAUGUGCUCGACAACCAGCCUCGUGAUGCAUGUGCUGGACAACCAUGCAGGCUCGUGAUGCAUGUGCUCGACAACUAAGGCCUGAAGGUUAAUUUUUGGUAAAGGGAAAAAUAUAAGGAUCCAGAGGAAGACCUCGCAGCAAACCAACCAAACUCUACUUCAUUCAGUGGUGGAUCCAGCAAAGUUUUUUUGGGGGGUGCUAACCAAUGGCGAAACAAGCGCCGAAGGUGUGAGAUUUCUAGGGUGGUCCGGGGGCAUAUUACCACGGAAAAUUUUUAAAAUUUGGGUCUCUGAAAUGGCAUUUCCAGCAUUCUGAGAAAACAUUCUGGAAAAUUUUUAGAUUCUCAAAACAUUUAAAAAUUCAGAAUAUUUAAUAUUGGCUAUUCCACUAUUGUCAACUAGUGAUACCCAACUGAAUUCCUUAACAUAAGUUGGUUAGAAUUAGGAUAAACAUCAUUUUUGCACACCCCAUGCACCCCUGUUGACCAGAGCCUGGGGGGGGUGCCCUCCCCCCCCCUAAAUCCACCACUGACUUCAUUAAGGUUUUAAGUACAUGGCAGAUAGGUGAAUUACUUAGGUUGAGUUACUUGGGUACCAUCGAGAGGAUAUCGAGCAAACCACAUCUGCCAUCGGUGACUGUUGUUUCUAAGUUGAAUAAUCAAGGCCAAGAAAAAUAGUGGAGUUGUUCAAGAGCAUUUAACUUCACUUUUCUUUACAGUAUUUUUUAUGCUUAAUAAAAUCCCCCCAAGGCAACCCCAAAUUGUAUGAGACAGUGAGUAUAAGAGCGUUCAACGCGCAAUAACGUAAAUAUUUACUGAAGAAAUGAAGUUAAACCCCUCUCUUCUUUGCUCGUACUAAUUUUGCUUCGUUUUAUUUUGUCAGAUAACCAUGCUACACACUUGUCACACUAAUGGCGUGUAUAAAUAAACAUACAAUCCUUGUUGCGGAGAAAUCGUGGUGCGAUAUAGUUUUGAUGAAUAAUUAGUGACGAUUCAAUACUCCUAUCCUGCGAGCAGGCUCUCUACUCCGCGAUCAGUUUACUUUCAGUAAUUGUAUAUAAUUAUUAUGCUUUGAUUUAUAUACUCGUAUAGAACUCUAUAAUAAUAGGACGUCUGUAAGUGAUUUACUACAGAAACUAAUUUAAUGUGAAAAUUCCAUAGAUAUCUUAUAUACACUAGAUAGCGCAUCUCUUUUAGUAAAAUUGAAGCCACGAAUAUUCCAGCGGUUACCCCCAUUUGAAUAGGUGGCGGCCAUGUUGGUAGUUCCCACCAUAGAUAUCUCGAUAUCUAUGGUUCCCACUCGCUAAUAAACGCAUAAAAAACAACAACAACUUUCAUCAUUUGAAUAAUUUGAAAAUGUAUUUGGAAUAGGUUUAACUUAAUGUUUAAGUUCCCUGUUUAAGAAAUAGAAAACAUACGAGGCUUCUCAUUUCAUGGGAAUACCCUGAGUCUGCAAUCACGGCUUCAAUUUCUGAAUGGCAGAAUAAAAUUAUAAUAAUAAUAUAUAAUAUAAUGAAUUUGUCACUUUAUACAUGAUGACAAAUAAAGACAGAUACAAAUCGUGACAGGGGAAAGGAACAGGACUCUCGUCCCAAUUGACACCUAACCCCUAAAAUUAGAUGCACUAUCUAGUGUAUAUAAGAUAUCUAUGGAAAAUUCUAAAAUUUAAGAUUUCUAUAGCCUCAAUUUACAUGCAUGUAUAUGGAUAUGAUCAAAUGCUUUAUGUCAAAUGUUACGCUACAUAAUUACUUAGCCUAGACUAUUUUAUGUUUUACAACAAGCGAGCCUUAUCAGCACAAUACAAUAAUCUUUAUUUGUAUCCAUUUUUUUUCAUAAAUUAUUUUAAAAUAUUUAGGGUGUUCGAUAAUUAUUAAAGAUACUUGCUUUCGGCAAUAACCAUAGGGCUAAAAAUGCCUGAAAGAAAAUUUCAAAGUUUUUAAACAUAUUUCAGAUCUGGGUAGUGGGUAUUAUCAUGGACUUACUGUAAAAAUAGAAAAGAAAAAGAAACUGUACAUGCACACAUGUAUGCAGUACAUUAUUGGCUUACACACACAAAUAUUUUAAAUGACUGUUGUCUUUCUCAAUCUAUUAAACAAACAAGUACAAUAUAUCAAUAUUGGUCAAGAUAUGACCGUUUUACAUUUGUAAAGCUUGUUGAACUUUAAAGCUCUCAUCAAUUGAAUUCCAUAUUUUGGGACCUGGAACCUAAAUUUAAAAAUUCUCUAAGGCCAGGGUCAAACGUCGAACUUUUCAUGUGCCGACAGGGGCGUAGGAACCGGGG
Paramuricea clavata is the source of this 6278-nucleotide messenger RNA. NCBI's taxonomy places the organism in Eukaryota, Metazoa, Cnidaria, Anthozoa, Malacalcyonacea, Plexauridae. The record is from the annotation of a GenBank genome assembly.